Drosophila yakuba is the source of this 4086-nucleotide messenger RNA. It is a transcript of the gene CycG, whose product is annotated as cyclin G. Gene Ontology annotation, biological process: mitotic cell cycle phase transition; regulation of cyclin-dependent protein serine/threonine kinase activity. The transcript has 6 exons. Gene Ontology annotation, molecular function: cyclin-dependent protein serine/threonine kinase regulator activity. NCBI's taxonomy places the organism in Eukaryota, Metazoa, Arthropoda, Insecta, Diptera, Drosophilidae. Bases 565 to 2277 code for a protein of 570 amino acids. Gene Ontology annotation, cellular component: cyclin-dependent protein kinase holoenzyme complex; cytoplasm; nucleus. The record is from RefSeq and is a predicted model, not a curated record.
AACACUGGUCGUUCACAAAGUUCUUCAUUCGAAAUAAAACAACAAAGCGGAGAAGUACCGUUUUUUGGCGAGCGCGAGUGUUUGAAUGUGUUUGUUUGCUUAGAAAUAGAAAUUAGAAAUUUGUAAGGACCAAGUGCAAAAAUCGAUGCUGUUCGAAUGUACAAAGCUUUGCUAAAGCGAAACUAAGGAAAAUUAGCAGAAGGAAAAUGCACAGCUGAUGGAGAAAAGUCCCAAGCACUUUCAGCCUAGUGUGUGUGGGAAAAAUCGAUCCGCAGACGGGAAAAACCGAGGAUAAAAUGCCAGCCUAAUAAACAGAGUUCCAAUUGUGAUACAAACGCAGUACAAAUUAGUUAACAACUAGCUUAAAUGGCCAACGAAAAGGUUUUAUAGCAAACUCUCUGACGCAAUAAUUGAAUAAGCGUAUAAGCUGCCAGCCAAUUUAUUCACUUAUUUUCGAGUGUAAUAGAAGCAGAAAUUCACAACUAAACAAGGUUCAUCUCAACAUUCCUGCGCAACACAAAAACAACAAAAUGGCUGUAAAAACGUACUAGGCCAGCCCUCACAAUGUCUGUCCCUGUACGCUACUCCUCUGCUGCCGCCGAAUACGCCGCCGAAGUUGAUUGUGAGUUGGAGAGCACUCUGCAACAGCAGCAACAGUUGCACUUGCAACAGCAAUACGAGCAAUACGAGCAAUACCAGCACUACCAGUACCAACGGGAGCAGGAUAUCGCCUACUAUUGCCAGUUGCAGGCGGCGCGGCAGCAGGAGCAGUUGAUGCAGCAGAGGACAUCGAUGUCGUCGUCGGUUAUGCCAGGCCUAGCCUUGCCCCAGGAUCACCAGGACCACCCAGCCGCCCUUUUGCACGGACCCCACAACAACAACAUCGGACUCACCAUGGACGCCCACAGCAUCAACGCCAUUCUGGUCGACGACGAGCAGCCCUCGACUUCGGCCCAGGCUGCCGCCGCUGCUGCCGCAUCCGCGGGUGGAUCUGCUGCUGGACCGGGAUCGGGAUCGGGAUUGGGUGGAGCCAUCGGUGGGGGCAAGCUGGCCAACGGCAUUAACCGCAAUGCAGAGAUGCCAACUGAUUGGAUGAGGAUUGCGGACGAGGGCCGGUAUGGGACACCGGGUGCUGCUGGCUUGGAGUAUCAGAAGUACGAACAACAACAACAACUCGAGGAUCUGGCGGAGGCCGAGGCAGGAGCCGUCGGCGGAGCCAGCAACAACAACGGCGAGUCGUCUUCGUCCCUUAAAAAGCUAGAGGAUCAGUUGCAUGCCCUCUCCUCGGACGAGUUGUACGAAACCCUCAAGGAGUACGACGUCCUGCAGGACAAGUUCCACACGGUGCUGCUGUUGCCCAAGGAAUCGAGGCGUGAGGUUACUGCCGGAGGACGAGAUGGAUCCGCUUACGUGCUGCGCUGCCUGAAGAUGUGGUACGAGCUGCCCUCCGACGUCCUGUUCUCGGCCAUGAGCCUGGUGGACCGCUUCCUGGAUCGCAUGGCCGUCAAGCCGAAGCACAUGGCCUGCAUGAGCGUGGCCUCGUUCCACUUGGCCAUUAAGCAGCUGGACUUGAAGCCCAUUCCCGCCGAGGAUUUGGUUACAAUAUCUCAGUGUGGUUGUACCGCUGGUGAUCUGGAACGCAUGGCCGGCGUGAUUGCCAACAAGCUGGGCGUCCAGAUGGGACAUGCACCGAUCACUUCUGUGAGCUACCUGCGCAUCUACUACGCCCUCUUCCGCAACUUGGCGAAGGAGAUCGGCGGCGACUUCUUCAAGUUCUACCAGCAGCUCAUCAAGCUGGAGGAACUGGAGAACCGCCUGGAGAUCCUGAUGUGCGACGUGAAGACCACGGUGAUUACGCCCUCGACGCUGGCGCUGGUGCUCAUCUGCCUGCACCUGGACUUCCACAUCAAGGAGUCGUACACCCGCGGCAGUCCGGAGCUGAAGCACGUCUUCGAGUACAUUCUCUUCCUGCAGCAGUACAUGAGGAUUCCUGAUCGCGUUUUCACCUGCGGCUUCAGCAUCGUUUCGGGUAUUCUGUCCCACUACAACGGGCAGAACAAGGCGCCCUACAAGCAGCGGCUUGUCUGGAAGCUGUCCAGUCGCACGCUGCGCGUCUUGCGCCCGAUCAACCGCUUCUCCUCCGACCUGCCCACCAUUGAGGAAGGCAUCUCCAAUGCCCUUGACGAUGGCCUCCGUUCUAGAACCGAGAGUAUUAGCUCCGAGGAGGAGGAGGACUGGCCCACUUCACCCAUAAUUCCAAUUUUCGAACAAUGUUAGUAUCCAGCGACAGCCAGCAGCAGUAGAGCAGCAGGGUCAACAGCUGGACAACUGGAGCAGCGGACAAAAGUACCAUCAACCAGACGCAGACGCGGGACACACCACACUUCUCUCACCUCACGCUUUCCUGGCGCCACCAAUCCCCAGGAGAUCGGACACUAGACAUAUCCCCAUCGGCAGCAAGGAGGAGCAGCAGGAGGAUGGAAGUCUGCGAAGAGGAUGUGUGCCCGCGAAUGCGUUCCGCGUGCAAGUGUAGUAGUGCUGGUUGAGGUAGAGUGUGUAUAUUUUGCUAAAGUGCAUCAUAAUUCUUUUGGCAUACACACGAAUGUGUAUUUGGUAGCGCUGGUUCUAACAUUUAAGAAACUAUUGAGAUAUGGAAAUGUGGGCGGCAAGGUGACGCAGCCACGCCCUUCCCCUUGAAAAGUUACCCGAGAGUAGCGCCCCCCACAUUUUUUCGAUUUAUUUGCGGCAGACAAAAAAAUACGUGAAAAAAAACAAAAGCAAAAAAAAAAUUAAAAAAAUUAAAACGAAUGCUGCGGACCAUCAUACAAAAGAUUGAUGCCGUUCCGGAUCAUUAUUCGAGAUCAGUGAGAGAGAGAAUACGAUUUGAGAAUUGCGAACCCACGCCGAUAUCCCGAACAUCUGGAAUGGGACAGCAGUUUUUUGUUGGUUGCGCUUGAAACCGUCAAAAAAAAUUCAAAAACCAUAAAGAAAAAAACUCCCACAAAAAGAAAAUCCUUUCUACAGACCCCUAAAUAAGUUGUCACUCUAUGUUCUCUAUGUUUGUCCCCGCUCUUAUCAGUAAAUGUAAAAGCCCCGAAUCUAUGGACCCAAAAAACCUUAAAAACACCAACAAAAAUCAUAAAAUCUAAAAAAAAGUACAAAAGUUCUUUAUGUAUAGACCGACCUAAAAGAUAAGCUAACAACAAACAAACAAAAACAAAAAAACAACACAAAAACAAGGUCAGAUCAGAUUAUUCAGUAAUUUUAGCCGCGCUCAAACAAUAUGAGAAAGCCCAUAGAAAAACUAAAGUUUAAUUCGCCGCCUGUAUUGACUAAGAACUCUUAACAAUAAUAUAACAUUAAACAAAGGUACGAUGAAGCCACAAUAUGUAGUGUGUGUCUAGUAGAUUUUUCUCUGUAUAACAAAAUCGAAAACCAAACAAAAACGAACUCAAUUUCCGCCCUAGAAAAUCAAACGAAAGCAUGACAAAUGCAAUCUUUCAUUAUCAUACGCAGCUAAGUAAAUUUGUUAUUUCUACACAAUUGUUUAUCUAUGACUCGAACAAUCAAUCAUUCAAUCAACUGCAAGGCAUUGAAAUUUAGUUCGAGUACCACGGUGAUCCUCUUUUUUAUAUUAUACCUUCAAUUAUAAUGCACAUGCUAAAUCUUCUUUUUUGUUACCUAAUAUUAUUUAACUUAUUAAACAAAAUGUAAACUGAAAUCCAUUCUUAUGUUCUACCAUACGAAACUACCCAUUAAACCCUAGUUUAAAGCAAACCAGCGUUGAGACAAAGCCAAAAUUCAAUUCAAAUUGAAGCGCGGCAAAUUAGAAAUCAGAAAUUAUGAUGCAACAUUUAGCAAGAUGUACCGAGAGAGAGAGAAAGAGAGAGGGUCGAGCGAAGAGUUUUAGAGAACAUAGGCAAAACUAACGCAGAGCAUAAACACAAUUGAAAUUUCGCGAAUUCAGAACACUUUCUUUUUAAUCCACUUGGCAGCGGAAUGUGCAAACUCCUGUCUGUAAAUUUGAAUAAAAUGCGUUUGCCCCCGCCACAGGGGCAUUCAGAUUUCAUGAAUAUUUACAACAAA